UUUGUAUCUAUGUAUCUAUGCAUGCAAGUGUGUAUACAAGCGUGUAUGUGUGUACGUGUGUGUGUGCUUGUGUGUGUUGAUUUGCUAAGCUUUGCUUACUCUAGCCGUUUGGUGUACCCGCCACCUUCAUUUCGGGUGGGUGAAGCUACUACAGUUAAGCACCACCACCUCUGCAAGCAGUAGCAAGCUUUUACAAUUGGUUACUUCACAAAACCUCAGUCCAGCACUGAGAUAAAUCGAGGCGAGGACGAAGACAACGAAAGAUAGAUUAACUGGAGAAAAAGGAGAAAAGGAAGAUAAGUGGAUGACGAGGAGAAAAGACGAUGAAAAAGAAGGGGAAUAAGAAGAGGAAGAGGAAGAGAUGCUAAGGAACAAAGGGAAAUGGCAAAGAAGAUGAACGAGAAGAAGAAAAGGAAGAUAAAUGUAGAAAGAAGAUAUAUAAACCAGGAGAAUACGUGAUAUUGUAGUUUAUUUCAAGACGAAUGCUUAUGAGGAAGUUUUGAUUAGUUCUGCGGUGCGAUGAACAAAAUGUUAUUCUUAAGGACACUUUCCCAAUUCUAUGUCUUCGUUUGCUGCCAGUUUCUUGUUUUUCUAGACUUCAGCUUUGGUUUCGCCAUUUCUAAUCCGUUACGGUGGCAGCAGACGCCAACUUUGCUCCGGUCUCAUUCGUUAAUAACCAAUUCGAAAGUCCCGAAUCCAGAACCGAGAAGCAUUUUUGAAGUAAAAACAAAAGCAAUGUUUUAUAAAAGUAAAACAAAUACAGAGAACAAGUUACAAGAAAGGAAGCAGUUGUCUUUUAGACAGAAAACUAAUUAUUCCAGUAGGAAUUCGAGGUUCCAGAAUGUAAUAGAGAAUCAUAAUUCAUCUAUGAAUUCCUUCAACUACCAUCUUGGAGAUAUUGAUAGUUACAGUUCGAGAAACGAAAAUGGAAGUAAAAAUAUUUGGCCGGUUGAUGUAAGUGGUGGAAUGGAAGAUGGAGACUUCGAAGACGGUGAGAAUGUUUACACUGGAUUAUCGAUUGUGAGAAGAAACAGAAGAAGCUUGCAGAACAUGUAUGACAGGUCUUUGAGAACAAGCAACAGGAACCAUCGCAGAAAGAGACGACAUCCAGUGGACAAUGACAAAAAAGGCGGCAAAUUCCGAUUUGGCAAAGAAAACGAAAGACAUCGUAAAGUGAAGCUGAAAGCCAAGCAAAGCCGUACGGCGACAAAACAGGGCAGCAAACACAAUUUAGUCACGACUAAAAGCAAUAAUAAUAAUAAUGAUAAUAAUAAUAAUAAUAAUAAUAAUAAUAAUGAUAAUAAUAAUAAUAAUAGAAACCGACACGGGAACAGUUUCAGGAGUAAAAAUUCAACUGGAAAGCAAAAACAGAACGGUAGACGUUUCGGCAACCACUCGUACCAGCAUUCUUCGAGAUCAGGCACAGCUUGCCAUAUCUGCAACAUGAAGAGAAUCGAUAAAGAAUUGAGAUUAAAGAAGCUUAAAAUACAAAUCUUGAAACAGAUUGGUAUGACUGAAUUUCCGAACGUCACUGCAAGACAGCGAAUAUCGCAAGUUCCGGUUUUACGUCAACUCAUUGACAAUAUGUCUAUGCAACGCGAUGAACCGCAAUGGAAAAAUCUACCUGAUGAUUAUGAACUCAGCUUCCCAGAACGAAUGAUUAUCAUCGCCGAAAAACCACAACUUACACGGCGCUCUUUGAUCGCCAGAAGCGCUAACGACAUCUGUUAUUUCAACAUUGGUGACAAAUUGGAACAUUCUGUUAUUAAAGAAGCGAAUUUAUGGCUUUACCUGAAGAAAACUGUUAAAAGUAUUAAAAGAAGUAUUGUGAAAAUCCGCAUCUGGAAUGCAACUGCAAACACGAAACGCGAAAGACCGUUAAGAUCUAUCAAACUUGAUGUUAGCAAUCACGGACAAUGGAUAAAAUUGAAAAUGUCUGCGAUUGUGAAGUAUUGGGUGAAACAUAGUGACUUUAACUACGGUCUAAAUAUCACGGCUAUUGAUCCUUUUGGUGACAACAGGAUUUGGACACCGGCAGUGCCUGGCCAUGGUGAGGAAUACCCGGUGAUGGACAUUACAUUCUCCCGUCAGAAACACGGCCGUCAAAGACGAACGACCAGUUACAAGUGCAGCGCGAAAGAACCUUUAGGCCGCUGCUGUUUGUACCCGCUUACAGUGGAUUUCACGAAGAUGAAAUGGGCAUGGGUAUUACAUCCGAAAUCAUUUGAAGCUAACUAUUGCUCUGGCAAUUGUACCAUUGAUAUGAUGGACGAUAGUUUUCCAAACACUUAUAUCGGUUUUCAGUCUAGUCUGAGCGUCAAUGAUAUCCCAUGCUGCACAUCGACCAAUGAGAGCGUUCUCCAAAUACUCUAUUUGACUAAUAAAAACAAAGUAAUCCGAACAAACCUUAAAGACAUCAUUGUUAAUAACUGUGGCUGUCGGUAGAUAGAUAGAUAGAUAGAUAGAUAGAUAGAUAGAUAGAUAGAUAGAUAGAUAGAUAGAUAGACAGAAAUAGAUAGACAGACAGAUAGAUAGAUAGAUAGAUAGAUAGAUAGAUAGAUAGAUAGAUAGAUAGAUAGACAGACAGACAGACAGGCAGGCAGGCAGACAGACAGAUAGACAGACAGACAGACAGACAGACAGACAGAUAGAUAGAUAGAUAGAUAGAUAGAUAGAUAGAUAGAUAGAUAGA
This is a messenger RNA of Octopus bimaculoides (California two-spot octopus), 2692 nucleotides long. Its product is annotated as growth/differentiation factor 8. Gene Ontology annotation, cellular component: extracellular region. NCBI's taxonomy places the organism in Eukaryota, Metazoa, Mollusca, Cephalopoda, Octopoda, Octopodidae. Gene Ontology annotation, molecular function: growth factor activity; cytokine activity. The record is from RefSeq and is a predicted model, not a curated record.